GUAAAAUUUGCGCGACAGGACCAAGCAUGGUUCCUGUGUUGUCAUGUGUUGAAACUUUAAUUUGAGACGUAUAAUCAGUGUAAUCUUUGAGCUAUGGAUUUGACCGAGUCAAACUCGGACAGUCUUCGUGUAGAAGUUAUUCUCUCAGAUGGCGGUAAACCGGCGCCAUGUUGUCCACACGGUCCAACUUUACUCUUUGAGAAGAUAGGCAAAGGAGGGAGCAGAGGGAGGCGGUUUUAUGCCUGUUCAGCCUGUCGAGACAGGAAAGACUGCAGCUUUUUUCAGUGGGAAGACGAAAAGGUGUCAGAGGCCCGUCUGCUGGCACGAGAGGUGAAGAACCAGUCCAAGAGGCUGCCCUUCACUCAGCAGGAGUACCGUAGGAGGCUGGAGACAUUUAUCUCACUUCCUCUGGAUCAGAAGAAGUUCUGUGAGGAUUGUCAGACUCUGCUCCUGCCAGAGGAGCACGAAGCCCACUCCCCUCACAGAACCUCAGCUGUCACCGCAGCCCAGCUCAGGAGGCCCAGUGUCCUGCUGCGUCCUCUGGACAACAAGAAGAGCAACGCCCAGUACCUGUUCUCCGAUCGCAGCGCUCUCUUCCUGCUGGAUGCCUUAACCAGCCUGGGAUACAGCAAGGCUGUGUGCGUGGGCACGCCCAGGCUGCAUGAGCUGAUCAAGCUACGAAACUUGGAGCAAAACCAGGAACCAAUGAGAAGUCUGCUGCUGGACAUUGAUUUCAGGUAUGCCCAGUUCUACAGUCAAGAAGAGUUCUGUCACUACAACAUGUUCAACCAUUACUUCUUUGAUGGACAGGCCUCCAGUGCGGUCUUGGAUGCCUUCCUCAGGGAGGGGGAUGGGGAGAAGGUGGUGAUGGUGGCUGACCCUCCGUUUGGUGGUCUGGUGAAGCCUCUGGCCAACAGCUUCUCUCUGAUGUCACGGACCUGGAGAGAUCUGCAGAACUCAGGUGACCGGAACAUUCAGAUGGCUAUGAUUUGGAUCUUUCCGUAUUUCUUUGAGUCUCGCAUCCUGGAGUGUCUCCCCUCUUUCACCAUGUUGGACUACCAGGUGGACUAUGACAACCAUCCUCUGUAUAAACAAGGGAAGACGGGCAGGAGGCAGUCUCCUGUCAGACUUUUCACCAACAUUUCACCCAAACGCAUCAUUCUGCCUAAAGAGGAAGGCUACAGGUUUUGCUCCAUAUGUGAGAGAUAUGUGUGGUCACUGAACAAACACUGUGCUAAAUGCAACAUCUGUCCAUCAAAGGAUGGCCGUGAAUGGAAGCACUGCUCAUCAUGUGAGAAAUGUGUGAAACCAUCGUGGAAACACUGUCAGUCCUGCGGCCGCUGUGCCCUCCCAGACCACCCGUGUGGUGGCAGUGGGGAGGAGGGCUGCUUUAACUGUGGCAGCCUGGAGCACAAACGGAAGUCCUGCCUUGUUAAGAAGGCUCCCGGAAGGACAGGGUGUGGGACCAAAUCGAAGAAAGAUUCCCAUCAUGCUUAUUUCAAGCUUAAAGGCAAGAAGACGUCCGGAGCAAAGAAGCUGCUGGCUGAGGCUCUCUGA
This is a messenger RNA of Nematolebias whitei (Rio pearlfish), 1557 nucleotides long. It is a transcript of the gene zcchc4, whose product is annotated as zinc finger, CCHC domain containing 4. The coding region runs from base 94 to 1557 and encodes 487 amino acids. The record is from RefSeq and is a predicted model, not a curated record. Lineage: Eukaryota; Metazoa; Chordata; Actinopteri; Cyprinodontiformes; Rivulidae. Gene Ontology annotation, molecular function: zinc ion binding; rRNA (adenine-N6-)-methyltransferase activity. Gene Ontology annotation, cellular component: nucleolus; cytoplasm. Gene Ontology annotation, biological process: rRNA methylation. The transcript has 13 exons.